This is a messenger RNA of Striga asiatica, 817 nucleotides long. Lineage: Eukaryota; Viridiplantae; Streptophyta; Magnoliopsida; Lamiales; Orobanchaceae. The record is from the annotation of a GenBank genome assembly.
GGUGGAUAAAUUGUCAUUAUUAGUUAACCACGGUGGUAAACUUAUAAUAAUGGAUGACAAUGUAGAGUACUUAGGAGGUGAUUUUGAAACAGUUUAUGGUCUUGAUGUGGAUAGAUUUGGUUACUUCGAUUUGGAAGAGCAAAUUCAAAAACUUGGGUGUACCACGUGGACAAAUAUAUAUUACAGAAUUCCCAGAGUGAAUGGUAAACAAGCUUUGAGGGUUUUGGUUGAUGAUGUGGGUGUGAUGGAACUGAUUGCUCAUUCUUCAAAACAUAAAUCCAUGAUUGAGAUUUAUGUGGAUGGGGGAAAUGAAUUCCAGUGUACUGAGGUUCAUAAUGUUGUUGGUGAAAAGAAUUGUGAGGGUAGAGGGGCCUCAGAGGUACUUGAUGAGCUUGGUGAAGAAAACAUUGAGGGCAAAGGGGCAGAAGCAGAAGUACAUGAUGAUCUUGGUGAAGAAAACAUUGAGGGUAGAGCAUCAGAGGCACAUGAUGAGUUUUUUGAACAGAACAUUGAGGGUAGAGGGGCAGCAUCAGAAGUACAUGAUGAGGUUGAUGAACUUGAGCACUACAUUGAUAAUUACAUGCCAGGUGAAGAAGGUGCAACAUGUGAAGAAGGUGCAGAUGAAGAAAGUGAAGAUGAAGAUUACAUGCCACAAGGUGAAAGCUCUUCUGAGGAUGACCUUAGUGAUGAAGCCAUUGCAUCUGAAGAUGAUGAGUACAUUGAAGCAAGAAAAAACAUAAAAAAGUAUAAGAAGAGUCCACCUCAUGAUGGUAUAUCAGAAAGUAGGCUCAACCAAUUUACAAGCAGUGGACUUCAA